AUGACCCUCAAAUCAUCUAUGCGGUCUCUACUAGCUAAGGCCACAGGGCCUAGGCGACUCAGUGUUACAAUCAAACCAGAUCAAGACUAUGUUUUUCUCAGCGGCCACGGCGCUGAAGCUCAAGGACAGUAUCUUCGAGGCAAUGUUACCUUAUUCGUCCCAGAAGGUCAGCAUACACAGGGCGUACAACUCAAAUUUACGAGUAGAAUGUGGCUCGGGGAUCACACAGCACCUACAGAAAAUGCUGUCAAGUGGCAACACAAAGAAGAAACAGUCCAUAAUUGGAAUCCUUUCCUUGUGGGCGACCAAAUAGGAAAGCCAGUUACAAAUGGCAAACAAUACGAUUGGUCAUUUGAGCUCUUUAUUCGAGGCGAUCAAGAAGAGACGUUCAAAGGUUGCACUCGUUGCAGCAUCACCUACCUACUUGAAGCGUCAACCAUCCAUUUAGACCCUUCCAAAGAUGCGCGCUCCUUUGCACCGAUUCGAAUUAUUCGAACACCGGCCUUUUCUUCAUAUGAGCUUAUGGAUUCCGCUUCGGCGCACGGAAAGUGGUCAACAAGAGCAGAGUACAACGUCUCGGUGCGACAUCGAGCAAUAGCAUUGGGCGGCCUGAUCCCCAUCGAGGCUCAAGUUGCACAACUGUGCUCGACGAACAACGUUUCAAAAGCCCGGUUCUACAUGCGAGAAACACAUACUGUUGAGGCCAAUUGUACCUCGGGGAGUAUGGCCUAUGAAGGGCAGCGCGUUGUCACUGAAUGGCCUCUGACCUUGGAACAGCAGGGGCAAUUACAAUCUUGGCAGCAAUGUUUACAUCUUCCACUUGCCAUGAGAAAUUGCUCCCCGGAUAUUUCUUUGCCCGGUAUAACAGUUAGUCACACUUUACAUUUCGAAGUAACAAUUGUCACAGAUGGUGUCACAACAGAGGAUGAUGUUUCCAUACCAAUAUAUUUGUUUAUUUCGCCUGAGUUACCUGUCAAUGGCUGGGGAAUUUUUGUGCAACAAAACGACAUCACAUCGAAGGAGGUUAAGGAUCUAUUAGCUGAAGGCCUAAGGGUUCCGCCACGAUAUUGUAGGGGAGACUUUGGUCUGGAAGGAUAUGGAAUGCCGGUUGGUACGCCACCGCCGGCAUAUAGCGAAUGCCAAUAG
Molecule: messenger RNA, 1146 nt
Organism: Fusarium venenatum
Lineage: Eukaryota; Fungi; Ascomycota; Sordariomycetes; Hypocreales; Nectriaceae
Biological process (GO): ubiquitin-dependent endocytosis
Cellular component (GO): cytosol; plasma membrane; cytoplasm
Molecular function (GO): protein-macromolecule adaptor activity; ubiquitin protein ligase binding
Source: RefSeq, a predicted model, not a curated record